AUGGCCCAAUCCACCGCCCAUCGGCGCCUCCUCCAAGAAUACCGCGCCCUGACCAACAACCCGCCCGACGGCAUAACCGCCGGUCCCGUCUCCGAAGACGACCUGUUGCACUGGGAAGCCCUAAUCCAAGGCCCCGAAGGCACGCCCUUCGAAGGCGGCAUCUUCCCCGCAGAGUUGAAAUUCCCCAAGGACUACCCCUUAGCCCCGCCCAGCAUGAAGUUCCUCGGCGAGAUAUUCCACCCCAACGUCUACCCGACGGGGUUGGUGUGCAUCUCAAUCUUGCACCCGCCCGGUGACGACCCCAACCACUACGAGCAUGCGAGCGAAAGAUGGAGCCCCAUACAGAGCGUCGAGAAGAUUCUGAUCAGCGUUAUGAGCAUGCUGGCUGAGCCCAACGACGAGAGUCCUGCUAAUGUGGAGGCGGCCAAGAUGUGGAGGGAUCGGAGACCUGACUAUGAGAAGAAGGUGCGCGAGGGGGUUAGGCGGAUGUUGGGGCUGUAG
Pseudomassariella vexata is the source of this 501-nucleotide messenger RNA. Its product is annotated as ubiquitin-conjugating enzyme/RWD-like protein. The coding region runs from base 1 to 501 and encodes 166 amino acids. Lineage: Eukaryota; Fungi; Ascomycota; Sordariomycetes; Amphisphaeriales; Pseudomassariaceae. The record is from RefSeq and is a predicted model, not a curated record. The transcript has a single exon. Gene Ontology annotation, cellular component: cytosol; endoplasmic reticulum.